AUGAAAAGAUAUUCGUCGGCUCCGUGUUUGGCAGAUAGAAACAACGAUAGCAAGAAGGCCAAACCGAUGAAGGAGCCGAAUGCCAAAGAGUAUCUGCAGUUGGCGCUGGCCAGAAUCUUGGAACUGCAACGAGAGAUCAAAGAUGGAACGUACACAACGGACUAUACCAGCGAUCUCGGUGAGUCCAGCAGCGAGGAAGACCUGACAAAUGAAGUUCUUCGCAAAGUGUUCGAGAAUCUUCCCGGGACACCCGACUCUGUUGAAACAAUCAUGAACAGAGUGACUAACAGCAAAUUAAAUAAGCCUCAAUUAGACGCGAUUCACGGUAAAAGAAUUCAACUGUUGGGUUAUGACACCUGUCGCAGAGCUACAGUGGGAUUCAUGAAGAAUGUUCUUCGCGAGACAAAAUGGGAUGUAAACUCGAAGUCGUCUCAAUCGAAUUACUCUGGCUUUCGAUUGGGGAUUUAUUCGAGAAACGAGCCGAGAAUGGCGCAUUGUAAAACUGGUUUAUGGAAAAGUACGUCGUCUCACGACCAGGAGAUUCAAGACAGAAUGCUGAGAAGCUUGGACCUGCAUUUAGCGAGUAAACAAAGAGAUUAUACUGUCAAAUUGAUGAGGUCGGGCGUUUAAAAUGGAUACUGACGGGAUUUUAUUGAUUCUCAUCGUUUCUCAUUGAAACUUUUUGGAAUGGUGAAACUUUUUGGAAUAUUUGUAUUUUUGCUGAUGUUUUAAGAUCUAUGGUUAAGACUUUGUCUAAGCUUCCAUCAGGGUCUUGAAUAGUAAACUGCCAAUAUUUAUACAAAUUCAUAUUUUUAUGGAUGCCGGUGAAGAAAUGCAACCUAAGCAGAAACUUGCUUUACUAAAUAUUCUAACGACUACUCUAUUUUACAUACUCUAUAUAUUUCUGCAUAUUACGUACGUUCAUAAGUUU
Molecule: messenger RNA, 931 nt
Organism: Bombus impatiens (common eastern bumble bee)
Lineage: Eukaryota; Metazoa; Arthropoda; Insecta; Hymenoptera; Apidae
Exons: 4
Coding region: 1-630 (209 amino acids)
Source: RefSeq, a predicted model, not a curated record